UCUUCAAUCUCUCUCUCUCUCUCUUUGACUCUUUGCUUCUGCAAAACCUACUUGUUGAUAGAUGACAAACGUUGAGAACAUGAGCUCUGUUCCGGCGUCGGAAGACACGGAGUUCGGGUUCAAGAGGCCGGAGAUGUACAGCACCAACAUCGCAAACUCCAUCACUUCGUACGGUCGCCAUGUUUUCGUCCUUUACAAGACUCCUGAAGCUUGGAUCUCACACGUCGAAGAAGAAGGUUUGCCUCAAAGGUUCGCUACGUUGCUCAAGGAUCGCAAAGCCGAUCUCCUCGUUCAGACGAAGCUUAAUGUAUGCGAAGGUGGUGGAUCCGAUGGAGAUGUGUUGAUUUUUCCUGAUAUGGUCAGAUACAAGGGGAUUAAGGAUACUGAAGUGGAAAGUUUCGUUGAAGAUGUGCUUGUGAAUGGGAAGCCAUGGAGAUCUGGGAGAGAGGAAAAAAUAUCUGGAACAUUUGUAUUUGUGUGUACGCAUGCUAGCCGAGACAAGAGAUGUGGUGUUUGUGGACCUGUCAUCUUAGAGAGGUUCGAGCAGGAGAUUGGCUCUCGUGGACUAUCUGACCAAAUUUCUCUCAAGCGAUGCUCUCACGUUGGACAACACAAGUAUGCUGGUAAUAUAAUCAUCUUCAGUCCUGAUUCAGCUGGAAAGAUCUCUGGCAAUUGGUAUGGAUAUGUAACCCCUGAUGAUGUUCCUGAAUUGCUUGACCAGCAUAUUGCUAAAGGAGAAAUCAUUCAAAGGAUUUGGAGGGGACAAAUGGGCUUAUCCGGAGGUGUAGCUGAGCAUGAACAGAGAGUGGUGCCUAACGGUAACCCUGUAGUUGAGAAUUUCACAGGAGGAUGUUGCCAAGGAGCGAACAGCAGCGUUUCGUGCUGCCAAAACGAAAACCCAAAGCCAGAGCCAGUCAAGAAAGAAGGAAAGUGCGCCAUAUGGUUCCAGCCUAUUGAUAAAGAAGAGUUGUAUCUUGGAGCAGCUGUGGUUGGAGCCAUUGCAACUAUAGCCAUGAUCGGGUACACCAUUUUCAAGAGGUCUGGAUAACAAACCACCUACGCUUACACUUCUUACUUGGCUAUUUGAUUCAAAUAGAAGUUUUGUUUAUGUUUUAAGAAACACAUACAAACCUUUUUGGUUUCUGGGAGUUUUUUUCCCUCUUCCUUUUAUGUAGUUUUCCUUUUCUUCCACUUUGUGUUUGUUGUUGUGCUUUGUAUUUGCGGUUUGGUGAAAAUCUUGAUAUGGGGCAACUUUUUGGGACCUUUAAUAAAACUUUGAUUUGGUUUA
Messenger RNA from Eruca vesicaria subsp. sativa (arugula), 1288 nucleotides. NCBI's taxonomy places the organism in Eukaryota, Viridiplantae, Streptophyta, Magnoliopsida, Brassicales, Brassicaceae. The record is from the annotation of a GenBank genome assembly.